AUGAUAAUUUUCCGAACCCGACUUCAGCCAAACUCGAACGGAUCUACCGGCCCCGCGAACCAAAUAGCCGCCAUGGCGAGUGUAGCAACUCCAGCGCCGCCAGAAUUCAACGUCGGAAUGAACACUUCUGAAUCCGACAAUAGCCAGACUGAGGGAUCGCCGAUGGAGGAUCUUUCUGACUUGAAACAGACCUUGAAGACGACCGCCAAAACCCCUGAACAAACUAAUCGGAGAGGCAAGCGAAAGCAAGACACGCCCCAGGAAAACCGGAGGACAAAGAACUCGCAGGCGAGCCAGAAGCCGAUCGAUAGCUAUUUUGCUUCGAGCAACGAUGUGUCAAGAACUCCCAGGCGUGGAACCGAUAAUGGAGUUGCAAGGAGCUUGCUGAUGUCUUCGAACAAGGAUGAGUCGAACGACAAUUCUGGAAUCACACCUUUAGAGCCGACUACUCCGACAAGUUCAAGGCCGAAAAGAGCUCGACCCUCCCCUACUAAUCGCUCGACCGACUGCCAAACGGACAUGACGUUGAGUCAACUAGAAUUACUUGAAGCUGGACAGGUGCAAAAAGCAAACGCGGAAAAGGACGUAAUGUUCCGUCAAAAUAUGCGACUAGAGAUGGAACUGAAACAGGCAAAGGACCUGGCGAGCUCGUUUCAAGACAAGUUUACCCGAUGCAUCAAUCUGACGAAGAACAUGCUCAUAGAAAAGUGCAACCACGAGAAGCGCGAGGCACGAAGGAAAUCGAUGGAGGAUCGCAUUCGUCUCGGCGAGUGGAGCAGCUCUUACAGCGCCAGAGAUAGUGAAAAAUGGCUGAACGGACAAGCAUUCAUCGCCUUGGAAGAUCGCGAGAUUCAGCUUGAAAUGGUGAAAAAGAACAUUGAAAUGGAGCGAAAGCUGCUGAGUCGCCGGCGCCCACCAUCGACGACAUCUUCUGGGAGCAGCCGUCAGCGCGAGAACGCCCUUUCGCUAGACGAGUACAACAUGCAGGACAUGAUACUCAAGAACAGAUCCAAGGCGCUCAAGGAGGACGAGGCGGAAAUCAACUACGACAGGGACAAGCUCCAUCGUGAACGAAGCUUGCACAUUCGCGAAAUGAAGCGAAUUAUCAACGAAGAUAAUUCGAAAUACUCGACGAAUGUUGAGCUCCACAACCGCUACCUGCUCCUCAAUCUGCUAGGCAAAGGAGGCUUCUCAGAAGUCUACAAAGCCUACGAUUUCGAAGCGCAGAAGUUCGUCGCCAUAAAGAUUCAUCAGCUGAACCAGUAUUGGACCGAUCAGAAGAAAACUGAUUACCAGCGACACGCUCAUCGAGAAGCUGAGAUUCAAAAAAUUAUUAAUCAUUCCAAAAUUGUCCGACUGUACGAUAGAUUUGAAGUCGACAUUAACACAUUUUGCACAGUGUUGGAAUACUGCGAAGGAAACGACUUGGACAUCUAUUUGAAGCAGCAUUCGAAGAUUUCGGAGCAGGAGGCGAAAUCUGUGAUCAUGCAGAUAGUCCAAGCCCUCAAGUACUUGAAUGAGCUCGAGCACCCCGUCAUUCAUUAUGACCUCAAGCCAGGAAAUGUCCUUCUUGCUGACGGUUCUGUUUGCGGAAACAUCAAAAUCACUGAUUUUGGUCUUUCCAAGCAAAUCCUCGACGGGGACCAACAAGAUGGCGGAAUCGAGCUGACUUCCCAGGGCGCCGGAACCUACUGGUAUCUGCCGCCAGAGUGCUUUUCCAGACCAAAUGGCGGUCCGCCAAUCAUUGACAAUCGCGUUGAUGUUUGGUCGAUUGGCGUGAUUUUCUACCAAUGUAUUUAUGGAAAAAAGCCCUUCGGCCACAACCAAAGCCAGCAACAAAUUCUGGAAAACAAAACUAUCGUAAACGCGACGGAAGUGAAUUUCCCACCGAAGCCGUCGCUGAGCCAGGACGCGAAGGACUUCAUCCGCUCGUGCCUGAUCUACCGCAAGGAAGACCGCGCCGACAUCUUCGCUCUCGCCAGUCACCACUAUUUCAAGGUGCCUAACCGCCGACCAGCCGUUCCGCGCAAUCCGCCAGGGAUCUUCAACGAAAAUUCAAACUGA
Molecule: messenger RNA, 2064 nt
Organism: Oikopleura dioica
Lineage: Eukaryota; Metazoa; Chordata; Appendicularia; Copelata; Oikopleuridae
Source: the annotation of a GenBank genome assembly